Molecule: messenger RNA, 1677 nt
Organism: Zophobas morio
Lineage: Eukaryota; Metazoa; Arthropoda; Insecta; Coleoptera; Tenebrionidae
Exons: 7
Coding region: 117-1529 (470 amino acids)
Source: RefSeq, a predicted model, not a curated record
AACCUGAGGAGUCCUAUUUUAGUCUGCACGGUUUAGCUUCUAAAGUUUGGCCUUGCCUUAUUGACAAAAGAUCUCGUAAAUGUUUAAAAAAAGUGUAGAAUUUUUUUAGCUUAAAAAUGAAAAAGUCUUCCCUUAACAAAGGAGGAGAAACGACUCACGCAGACCGUUCAGUUAAAAGUAUGGCUUCUCGACCACUUAAUUCAAAUCUUGUUAGCUUAAUACUACGCUAUGGAUUUGAAGGGAAAUUAGCCUUAAUGAUGGAAACCUUUACUAUGUGUAGCAGUCCAGAAUUCCUUCCUUUUGCUUACACUUUUAAAGAAAUUUUUAAUAUUGUAAGAAAACAAGAAAAACACUGUUUUAACCAGGACUAUUUAGCUUUUUUUACCCUAAUGAAUCAGUUUAAGUACGCCCAGUGCAAUUCUUUUGGAGCUUCCGCUUUUUUAUCAGCUGAAACCUCCUCUUUGGAACUUUUAUCUAGUUACUUAACGUGGGACUUAGUUGAAGUAUCUUUGCUGCUCUUGCAAAGCAAGGAAUCUAAUUUCGUUAAUUUAGGUGCCCAUACUAUACGACUUUUUAUAAAUGCCUUUGAAAGUUUUUUCUUUUCGAGUCCAAAACGUUUAAAAUCCUUUUUUUCGGUUCCAAUUCAUCGGGCAGUUCGAUGCAUUGUCGAUGCGUGUUUUAAGAUGCUAAUAAAUAAAGAACUUGAACUUGAAGGAUUCAAGGAAACUAAUCUAUUCGAAAUUUAUAUAGAGAGUUGGUUUCUACUUCAUAAACUUCUUAGCGUAUUAUGCCGUGCCCUUAAGAUGGACAGAUAUAUAUGCAAGGAGGUGAAAUUUGAAGUACAGACCUGUCUGAGCACCUACUACAAUAAAAGUUCCUACGAAACUCGAAUUUUUACUCUGAGAUCUCUGGCAGCUAUUUAUCCUGUUAAGGUGAGGCUUUGCUUAAUUCUUGAUCUGUUGAGAACAAGAACCAACUUUAAGAAUCUCUCGGCUUUUUGCAAGUUAAGAAAUAAUGGAACGUUAACUUUCUGCAAUGCUCCAUUCUGUCUUCUGCUGAUCCCGUCCUCUUUAAAUUUGAACGACAUUUAUAGUAGUUUAACUUCAGCUGUUGAAGGUGAGCCUUUCAAAGUAUUAUUGGUUGUUUUUUUAACCAUCUUUUUAGUUCAUUCGUAUGAAUUUAUUCAAUGCGCUUUGAGAACCAGUAAAAAAGCUCUUUUUCCAGAAAGUGACUGCGAAGAAAUAGUCCGACUAGUUUCUUUUUUACUUAUGACUCUCCUUGAGGUGCGGAAACGCCUUUCCAGCCCGUACACGCCGGCGAUGUUGCCCGAUAACUAUAAGUUUUGCGGUAGAGGAGGCGCCUCCGGACUGCGAUGCACCAAGUGUCUCACAGCUUUCUCGCUGUCUUUACCCCGUUUGAUACCGUUGUAUGUCGAGAACAUGGAGAAGCUCUCGACUAGUGGCAGGAUCCCCGAUAACUGCAAAAUGCAUCUCGAUUUAAUCACACAAAGUUGUUUCUACACAAACUAAGAAAAACUUGAAAUGCGUAAAUAAGUUAAGUUAUGAAGAUUUUUCUUAACUGCUUUCUUGGUAUAUCUGUAGUAGGUUUUCACCAAAAAAACUAUUAUAAUUUCUUAUCAGGCAGUUAAAGAAUUUUUGCGCCUCCCAUAGUUUGUAA